This is a messenger RNA of Diabrotica balteata, 4826 nucleotides long. The record is from the annotation of a GenBank genome assembly. Lineage: Eukaryota; Metazoa; Arthropoda; Insecta; Coleoptera; Chrysomelidae.
AGUUUGAAAGAUAUAUAGCUAGAUCUAACUAGUUUAUCAAAAUUUUGCAUGUGUUAAUAACUAGUGUCAAAAAAUUGUGAAAAGUGUGCACUUUCUAUGGAAAAUCAAAGCCACGUGAAAGCAUUAUGCAAGAAGUUUGAAAGUGGAGAGAUUAGUAAAGAUUCGAAGAAAAGAAAACAUAAAAUUAUUGGAAAAUUGGUCACAAGGUCAUUAACGUCAUCUACUAAAUUACCAGAUGAUAAAAUAAACUCGGAAUUUAAGUCGUCACUAACCGACGAACUAAAUUUCAUUGUUACAAAAACUUCCACAGAAGUUGAAGUACGAAGAAAAAAAAUAUUAAAAAAAUUCGAUGAAGAAGUUGCAAAUAUGAAAAUGGAUAAAUUUAUUAAGGACGACGACACGGAUGUUACAAAUUUAAAUAUAUCCACAACAAACAUAAACAGACAUGCAGUUUAUCUUAAUAUCGGUUCUGAAACGGAUAAUAUGGAAUGUACUAACAAUAAUAAAGAAACAACAGAUGGAUUGCAGAAAAACAUCAACAAGAUCAACAAAAGCGCAAAAGACGAUAACAGUAUUUUAGACGAAAAUAUUGAUCUACCAGUAUCUUCUGAUUUAAAAAAUGUAGAAACUGACAAAUUGACAAAUUUAAAUUAUUCAGAAGAGCCAGAUUAUGAUCAUAUUUAUGAAUACUCACCAAUUCUAACUGAAGAGGAACUGAAGUUUAUAUUCCCCGAAACAAAUGCGUCGUCUGAGUCUAUUUUAAUACCUGUAGAUACUCAAGUACCACAUCAUUAUACUCCGAGGCAAUCAACGACGUUGACACCAGAAAAAAGGUUAAAUUACAUCGCAAAGGAGAUAGUGGAAACAGAAACAACAUACUUUGAGGAAUUAUCAAAACUCGUAAUGGUAUAUAAACCAUAUAUUGAGAAAAACACACCACAGGAUAAAAAACAUUUUCUGAAGUAUCUUUUUGGAAAUAUUUAUGACAUUUAUUUCAAGCAAGUGCUAUUUUUAACGGCUAUUCAAGACAGUCAGAUGGACAUUGAUAAGAUAUUACACUGUUUUAUUGAUGAAGGAAGUCUCUUCGAAUUAUAUCCACCAUAUUUUAUUAAUAGGCGUAAAGCAGAAGGUGUUAUUAAGGAAUUUGGCUCUCUUCUUAAAGAACUUCAGGAUUAUUACAACAUAUCUGUAGAAUUCACAGCUUACCUUUUAUUACCUCUAAACAGAUUAUCAAAAUAUGUUCUAUUUUUGAAAGAUAUUUUAAAACAGUUAAAGAAACUGAAGAGACCUACCGAAGUUUGUCAAAUUGCGUUGGACAUAGUUCAAACUCAAAUGCGCAAUGGAAAUGAUGGAAUAGCAAUUGACUCAAUUAAAAAUUGUCCACUGGAAAGAACGGAUUAUGGUUCUUUUAAGCAAAGGGAGAGGUUUACGAUUUCUAACAAAAAUAAAAAAGAAAUGUUUGUUUUUCUAUUUGAAAACGUUGUGGUUUUUACUACAGCUGAUCCGUAUGAGUUGGAAACAUUUAACUAUGAAAGUAGUAUCAAUAUGAAGGACUUGUCAAUGUCAUCAGUAAAAGAUUUAACUAUAACUCUAAAAGACUUUGAGAAAUGUAAAGGUAAUAAAGAUCCCAAAGAAUUUACUUAUAUUUUAGAAGCAAAAAAUAUAAACAUCUGGAAUAUUUGGAAAAGGGAUCUUGAAAUUAUGUUAUGGGAACAACUUUCGGAUGCUAAAGCUACAACUCCAACCCUUAAUUCCUGUGUGAGUUUAAUAGAUAUUAAUACGCUUAAGGCAAUGUCAGAUAAAAAAGAAAAUAAAGAUAAAAAAGAACAACCAACGGAUAAUUUGUCAUGCUCUGAUGCAAACUCAAUUCUUGGCAGUCCUAUAAACAAGAGUGAAUUUGGAUAUUUUAAAGCGAAAGCAAAAUUUCUAUUAACUAAACCUGUUAAACAAGAUGUAGUGGUCUUAUUAUUCGAGAAUUAUGUUAUAAUUACUUUUGAGGAUGCGACUAACACAAAUUGUUAUCAUUACUACAAUAGCAUAAAAAUGACCAAUUUACUGAUGACUUACGCGGAUGAUAAUAUAAUACAGUUAAUAGAUUUUGCUAAAAGUAAAGAGAAAGAUGUAACCUCGAAUUGUACGUUUGUUAUAAAAGCAUUAAAUACAGUAACGUGGGAAUUGUGGAAGAAAAUGCUGGGUAGUUUGUUAUUGGAUCAAUUUUUUCAAAAUAGAGAUCAACCAGGUUCUACAGCUUCGACCCCAACUCGUAGCUUCUCGUUUUCAACCAAUAGUCAAAAUACAAAAGAGGAAAAACAUAAACAUAUUUCAAGUCCCAUUCCAAGCCCACGAUCAGCAACGAAUGAGAAAGACAGAAAUCUAGGAGACACUGACACUUACAUGAAUGUUUUAACAAUACCCACUAUACCAUCAAGCACCAUAAGUAUAAAGGAAAUUAAGUCAGAGUUUGCAAGUCCGUUGCCAAAUCCCCGUUCAACAAAAAGUGAUAACGAUAGAAAACUAGAAGAAGUAACUACGAGUCCCUCAGCUGAACCUCCAAUAAAGGACAACAUCAAAAUGGAUGAAUGCUACAUGAAUGUAUUACCAAUUUCAAACACACCAUUAAGAAGCACAGACAUAGAAGAAAUUAAAUCAGAGUUUUCGAUGAAUUAUAUGAACCUACCACCAGUUCCUCGCAGAUUCAUAAACGAUGGCGCAAAAAUAGAAGAAGAUAUUUAUAUGAAUCAACCUCCAAUUCCACCUAGAUUGAAAAAGGACGAUGAAAAAAUAAAAGAAGCUAGCUCAGUAAUACCGCCCUUAUCAAUUCCCCGAAAAUCUAUCGAAAAUAAUUUGGAUUCCCAAGAAGAUCAGGAAGCUGAAUAUGGACACUUGGAAAAUCUCACGCCAACUCCAAGUAGAAAUGUCGAAAGGAAAACUAGCUUUAAAGAAAUUAACGACUUACAUGUAACAAAUGAAAUGGAAGAAGCAUCAAAUGAUACAAAUAUAACAACACCAAUUGUCGAAAAAGAUUGGCUAACAAAGGAAAACGAAUUUGAAAUUAGCCAGUUGAUUACAAAUUUUCCAAUAAAUAAUAUAGACCUUGGAUCAUUUGAGAAAAAACAGUUACUUACAAUUUUAGAGCCAAUUCAAAGUAAAGGAAUAUUAUUUUUGUUCAAAAAUAUGCUUGUUAUAACGACGGUGGAUGAUACAAGCGAAAACGUUCAGUAUCACAGUAGUAUAGAAAUCAUGAAUUUGAACGUCACGUUUCCUGAAGAAAAGAAAAUAUGCUUAAAAGAUUUCUCAGAAUAUUUAAAUUUGGAUAAACACUCAGAGAGAAGCUAUCUUCUGGCUGUGGAAAGUUCAGAAAUAUGGAAAGAAUGGAAAAGUAUAUUUGAAAAUGUUACACAAUCUCGCAUAGAAAGUCGAACAGGAACCUUAAAAAAACCUCCACUGCCACUUCCUAGAACUAGUAGCCGUAUGAAUAGGACAGAUAAUGAACCGGAAAACCAGCAGUCUUCAGAAACAGAUCCGUGCCCUACUAGAGAAAUUUACGCAGAUCCUCAUGGUGAAGAUCCAAGUGAAGAGGUUUAUGAAGAUAACGAACCAGUUCCUCCUCAAUUACCUCCUAGACUGAGUACUCUGGAUGAUAAAAAGGAAAAUUCCCCACCUCUCCCAGCUAAGGUUAAACAACUACCUAGUAGCAAGACAACUGCCGCGGUGACGAAGAGUCAGAAGGAUGAUUUACGUCCCAGAUCUUUGGAUUUUGGAAAUUUGAUCCAAAAGAGUCCGAUAGACAUGAAAUACUACGGCGAUUUUCAAAUGAUGGAAAAAUUUAAAAUCAAGAAACCUUUUAAAAUGGAAUGUGUAGUGUUUCUUUUUAAGGAUAUCAUCAUUUUUACGUUUAAUGAAGAGGUAUCUUCUCAAUCUAAAUUUUUUAUUAAUGAUAAUAAACAGCCAUAUUAUUGUUAUUACGACUGUAUUUUUACUAAAGAUGUAAGAGUGUGUUGUUUAGAUGAUCAUACCCUUGAACUUACGGAUUUUACAAAAAUAAAUGAAACAAAAAACGCUGCCAAAUAUACAUUUAUUUUGGAAUCAAAGAAAAAGGGCAUCAUACAAAAAUGGAACUCUGCUAUUGAAGACAUAUUGUGGUAUGAGUGGAAGGUUACCAAAGAAAAUGCACAAAAACUAAUCAGAAGUAAAACAUCUGUAUCAAGUUCGAAUAAAAAAUUAAAAGAUUCUGAUGUAAAACACCAAAUAAAAACUUAUACAAAUGAACAAAUACAAUCAAUAAAAUAUAGUGGCCUCAAAAAACAUGAUUAUGGAAUGUUUAAAAUGAAGUCAACUUUUUAUAUUAUGGAACCCAUCGAAGCACAGGGCCUAGUUUUCCUUUUUGAUAAUGUGAUUGUAUUUACAGUUCGUGAUGAAGAAAGUCCUGGAAGUUUCCAUAGUAUUGGAUAUAUAAAACUCGAUUACCUACAUGUUGAAGACUACGAAACGUAUCUGCUGGUGUUAUCUGAUACACAAAAAGCGAAGAAAAAAAGUGAUACAGUGCCAACAUCUUAUGUUCUAAAGGCAGAAACACUAAUAACUUGGCAAACAUGGAAGUUGCAUUUAAGAAAAAUAUUAAAUUAAACAGAUUAAAUCAUUUAUAUAAGAAGUAAUUCCAAAACAACCUAGUUCUAACUAAGACUGUGAUUUAUCAUGAUAAAAAUAAGUUAAAUUGUAGAUAUUCACUAUAGUUGAAACAGGAUUUUAUAAUAUUAAGAAAACUAUUUUAUAUUAAUGUAAAUGGCACAAGCAAAUAAACCGUUUAAUAAGUAAAAUAUAUACAU